Mollisia scopiformis is the source of this 1410-nucleotide messenger RNA. RefSeq names its product tryptophan synthase beta subunit-like PLP-dependent enzyme. The transcript has 3 exons. Bases 289 to 1410 code for a protein of 373 amino acids. NCBI's taxonomy places the organism in Eukaryota, Fungi, Ascomycota, Leotiomycetes, Helotiales, Mollisiaceae. Gene Ontology annotation, biological process: L-threonine catabolic process; L-serine catabolic process. The record is from RefSeq and is a predicted model, not a curated record. Gene Ontology annotation, molecular function: threonine deaminase activity; L-serine ammonia-lyase activity.
GGAGGCCCAACAUAGCCGCAAAAGAACGUAAUAGUGGGUAUUUUCGCACCGUUGAGCCCCGGUGCGCAAGCCUUCUGAUUUUUUUUUUGUUUUGGAUACGUUGUCAAAGAAAUGGGGCUGGCUGGGUUGAUAUAUAUGGAGACCCUCUUGCUCUUGGGGAGGAAAGUACAAUCCAUCCAAUCUUCUAUUUGCUUUCGUACACUUUGAUCUUUCCUCGCGAGUCUUGAAUAAAAGUCUUUCUUAAGUAUUGGCAUUUUCUUCUGAUAUCCCGGCGCAUCAUCUCUCAUAAUGUCGGAACAUCCUUGGAGUCGGACACCUUUGAUCGAAUCCGCUGCUUUAUCUAAAGUUGCAGGAUGUAGAAUAUUCCUCAAACUAGAGAACUUCCAGCCCUCAGGGUCAUUCAAGUAUCGCGGCAUCAGCAACUUAAUGCGGAGCGCAACACACGGAAAGCCAUCAUCAGAACUCACCAACCUCCAUUACUACUGCUCAUCUGGAGGAAAUGCUGGAAUUGCCUGUGCAACUGCUGCGAAAUCAAUGGGAUAUCCUGCUACUGUUGUCGUUCCUACAGCCACAUCUGCUUUCAUGGUUGCGAAGCUCCAGAAUCUCGGUGCGGAUGUUCAUAGAGUUGGAGCUAGCUGGGUUGAUGCCGAUCGACAUUUGAGGGAGAACUUGCUUUCCAAGAACCCGCACGGGUUUUACGUUCCACCUUUCGACAACCCAAUCAUCUGGGAAGGCGCCUCGACGAUGCUGGAAGAAGUCUAUGAGCAGAUACCAGAGGAUGGAGCGUUCGAUGGUGUCGUUUGCAGCGUUGGAGGUGGUAGCUUGCUCACUGGCAUCAUGAUGGCGAUGGAGAGACAUCCUCGCAAAGACGGCAAGGUUCCAAGAGUCCUGGCUGUGGAGACCCAGGGAGCCGACAGCUUGAACGCGAGUCUGAAAGGAAACAAGCAUAUCGCUUUACCGAAGAUUACCAGCAUAGCGACGUCCUUGGGCGUUGUGCGUGUUGCAUCGAGAGCGUACGAGCUGGCUCAAAAGAGCAACGUUGACAGCAUUGUGCUCAGCGACGCGGAAGCUGCGAUGGCAGCAGUCAAGUUCGCUGAGGAUGAAGACAUGCUUGUCGAGAUCUCGUGUGGAGCUGGAUUGGCAACAGUGUACAACGGUGCUCUGAGAAAAUCCAUGAGCCAAGAUCUGUCAGAUGAGGAGUGGCGGGAGAAGAAGGUGGUAGUAGCAGUUUGCGGUGGCAGCGAUGUGACAACAAGAUUACUGGACGAGUACCGGGAAAGAUUCUCGUCGAUGCACCAAGUGUGGGUGCUCUCGCGGGAUUUGAUACUUUCGGCAAAUCAAGUUUGGAGGUCAGACGCCGAAACUUUAACCCUUGGCAAGUGUGACCUCAAUUGGAUGGUGAAUCAAUGA